GUCAGUUAUGCGGCGCGGAUAUCUCCUGCCGUUUUUCUUUUCUCAACUGUGUUCCUGCAUUUCUUAACACGACUUCGAUGUCGAACACAGUGAUUUACAUUUUCAUCUUGGCCUUCUUCAAGAGUGCUGUUUGCCAAGUCUGCCGGCCACAUUCCAUCGAAGCCUGCUAUGGAGCCAUCGCUAUGAGCCUUCUGCGCGACUUGGUGAAACCGCCAUUUGGAGAAAUUGAGCUCGAUGCCAGUAUGCAAACAAUCUGCAAAAAACGUUUCCCCAGUGUGUCCCGUUGCAAGUCACUUGUAAAUGACUGCCCAAAGGAGCAGAGAGAAAAUUUCACAAAUCUAGAAAACAUCUACCGUGGUUUUCACAACGCUGUCUGCACUCAAGUUUCUUUUGACGGUCUCCGCAGUCUGUGGGAUUGCCUCGAUCGGCCACGCAGAAAAAGAUGCGACAAGGACAUCGACACCUUAUUCAGCACCAAUUCUCUGUUCUUACAUUGCCAGACGGUUCGCAACUACAGCGCGUGUCUCGAAGAAGUGACAAAAGACUGCCCGCCGAAUUUCGACGAGGGGAGAAAAGCGCUCAAGAGGAUAACUGAUGGAGCUGUGGAUACUUUGUGCUCAUCGUGGAGAGACCUCCAGGCGACAUCUUCAUCGCUGCUGGAAGGAAAUACUACAAAUUCUACGGAUAUGUUCGAACGUCAACACGCUCUGACAACGAACCACGGUGAUACAACCACGGUACAUUCCCUGUUCAACGGAUCAACAACGAUGACAAGCGAGCUGCCGCGCGGGUCUGUGACGUCACAAACGUCCACGGAGAAUCUCACUGCUGGAAAUCCAUCAUCAUGCUUAGACGCAGCAGGAACUUCUGGCAUAAAAUGCAAUGACCCGACCAUUGUGCCGCCUUCAAGUGCAACAUCUGUGUUGGACAUCGCUUUCGUGCAUUGUGUAUUUGUUUGCACAUGCUCCUGGCUUACCCUAUUAAACCCAUGAAGCAUUUUAAAGGAAUUAUCUAGCUUCCUCGCUCUGGCACAUGCAUUAGACGGUCAUCGUACGUCAGCACCAGUGCUUGCAGACAUCAGUGGGAGAAUAUCCAAGGCUGCACAAACCUUGUAAACGCCUUUCCUGCGAUCCUGUAAGUGCAUGUCUGACGAGUGUACUGCAUGAAUUGGGAAAUUAUGGAGAUUGCAUAUCGAACAGUUGGCUGGGAUUGAGAUGGGUUCCUUGCACUUCAGAUAGCAUCUUAAACCUUUUAUUAUAGUUAUCAGGCCUGCUGUCGAAAUUACCCAAACUCACAUAUUUGACCGAAUAGGUCGCUUUGCACGCUUUAUUACAGCUUGCUUGUGAUGGAAAAAUGACCAUGCUGAAAUUUUUCGGCUACUUUAGUUUUGAUUGUAAGCUUAACUAGGAACUGUAAUAUUAUUUUAUUUUUCUAAUUAUUAACGAGCUCCGAUCCUGACUCCGACUGCGUUUCUAAUAGCGUCGCGUGCAAAUAAAGAAGUGUUUGUGGUUCACAGAUUA
Messenger RNA from Dermacentor albipictus, 1520 nucleotides. RefSeq lists its product as uncharacterized. NCBI's taxonomy places the organism in Eukaryota, Metazoa, Arthropoda, Arachnida, Ixodida, Ixodidae. The record is from RefSeq and is a predicted model, not a curated record.